AUGAAGAUAUGUCUACGCUUUCUCGGUGAUCCUGGAUAUCAACAAGGUAUUGGUCAGGAACUUUGUGUUAGUCAAGCAACGGUAUCUCGGACUGUAGAUAAAGUUGUGAACAGCAUAGUUGCACAGUCGAACGAAUGGAUCAAGUUUCCAACUACCAACCAUGAACUGAUGGAAGCAAAACGGAUAUGGCAAAGCAUAUAUAAAUUUUCGACAGCAAUUUAUGUAAUUGAUUGUACACAUUUAGGAAUCCUGAAACCAAAUCGCCAUGGAGAUGAGUCUAUCAACCGAAAAGGGAAACCUACUUUAAAUGUGCUAGCCACUUGUGAUGCAAGAGAGAUGGUCACAAGUGUUGAUGUCAGUUGGCCUGGAUCAAUGCAUGAUUCCAGAAUAUGGUGA
Messenger RNA from Acanthoscelides obtectus, 396 nucleotides. The record is from the annotation of a GenBank genome assembly. Lineage: Eukaryota; Metazoa; Arthropoda; Insecta; Coleoptera; Chrysomelidae.